Molecule: messenger RNA, 1917 nt
Organism: Leguminivora glycinivorella
Lineage: Eukaryota; Metazoa; Arthropoda; Insecta; Lepidoptera; Tortricidae
Exons: 2
Coding region: 76-831 (251 amino acids)
Source: RefSeq, a predicted model, not a curated record
CAAAAGAAACUUGUAAAAUUAUAAAUAUUAGAUAUUUAUAUAUAAUUUUCUGCAGUUCAGUUUAAACAAGAUACAAUGCGGUGGAGUGAAGCAAUCACUCUAGAGUUUGUGAAAAUAUACAUAAAACACGAAUGCCUGUGGAACCCCGCGCACACUGGUUAUAAACUAAAAUAUCAACGAGCAGAAGCUUACAGCAGUAUUCAAUCAGAUUUUAAGGCGGCCACGGGCAAAUCAUUAAGUAUUCCCGAGAUAAAAAUAAAGAUAAAGAAUUUGAGAACAACCUACUGUCAGCAAGUGCAGAAAAUAUUACAGAAGUCGAGCCCUGAUGCCAUAUACGAGCCUUCUUUAGUUUGGUUUCAUGAGAUGGACCAAUGUUUGAAACAUGUACCAACUAACAGACACUCUACGUCUUAUAUCAAUACCCACGAAAUGCCAGAAGUGGACUCAUCUAGCCAAUUAUGGGUCGACCAAGAUUUACCGAAUGUUAAUGCUGAAGACUCCAACCCAGACCCACUCGUGCCACAUACCGAUGAUGAGUGUGACUCCAACCAACUUGAAGACUCGGAAAAUAUAAAACAAGAAAUACACACAUCAGCACAUUUUAAGAAAAUUAAGAAGAAAAAACUCAAGCAUAGAGCUAAAGAUUACUAUUCACAGUCUAUAGACAGUGUCAAUCAGUCAAAAUAUGAAGAUGAAUUUGAUAUAUAUGGGAAAUACAUAGCUUCACAAUUGAGGAAGAUGGAUUUAAGAAAUUCUUUGAAACUGAAACUGCAGAUUCACAGUCUUGUCAGUGAGGCAAGGCUAUCUGAUUUAUCAAGAAACAAUAUUUAAAUUAAAAUAAACUUUAAAUUUAAGGUCCAUACAUACAUAAUUAUAUCAGACAUGACACCCCAUUUGUGUCAUGUAAUAUUAUGGCUCCAAUAUUAUAUGCAGCUAGUGUGCCCUGUAUUCAUCAGCAUAAAAUAAAUAUAAUUGGAAAUAAUGUACAGUAAUAUAAUUGGAAAUAAUGUAAUUGGAACCCUAGGCCACAGUAGAACUAUGUCAGUGACAUUUUAAAUCAGAUUGUAAGAAGUCUCUUACUGCUUGUUAUUUUGACAAGGUGGUAGCUUGGCCUAGGGUUCCAAUUGAUUGACUGUACAAGUGUACACAUACUCAGAAAGUGUUUGAGAAUCAUAAGCUCUUAUGUUUUUCAUACUUAAGUAUUAUUAUUAGAAAGCUAUUUUCAGAAAAUGUGCAAUGAACAGAUCUCUUAUUCUAUUUAAUUAGGACAUGCAUUUUUAAGUGUUCUUUUACUUAAUUUAUAAGCAGUGAUAAAAUUAUUUAUAGUUUGUGUACAUUUGAAAUGAGUAAAAAGAGACCAAGAAAUAUUACAUACCACAUUAUUAAUUUGGAAUGUUGAACCAAAGAUAACGUUUAUUUGUUUUAUAGUGUAAAUGUAAUAAAACAUGAUUUAUUUAUUUGGCUCCUUGUCUAUUUUUAUUGACAAUUACUUAUUUACGUACUUACAAAAUCAUUUUCCAUUUCCGUCUGCAACCAAACUAAACACGGUGAUCACAGUACAAAAACGUUUCGAUUAUCACCAUCAGCAUAUUCAUGUCGCCCCAUGCUCAAGGAUUGAUCCAUUUCAGUAUUUUCAGUGUUUAUAAGCCAUCAUACUUUAAAAAAUAUUUGAUAUGUUGGGGCCAAGGUUUAAUGAAACUGUCAGUUUGAAUUUCGCCCCUUUUCUUAGUGCUAGGAUUUGGUUUAUACGUGGUCUAAACUGACAGGCUACGGAACCCUUUAAAAUGCAUAAUGCUAAACACCCUUCCCACCUCCCCAUUAAAAAAAAACGGAUCGUUUUGUCAUUACACCGGUCACGUUUUCGUAAUUUUCUGCUUUCCUGUAAAUUAUAGUAACAUGAACUUUAAUACCAUGAAA